UCUGGAUGCUGCAAGCCACCCACAGCAUGCGGCUUCACUUAUCAGAGUGAAACUGUCUGGCUUAAAUCCAACAACUCAACAUCGAACAACACAGACUGCAAUGCGUGGGAUAAUAACCCUUCCAUCCUUUGCUACAGCUGCCAAUCUUGCAAGGCUGGUGUGCUGGCCAACAUCAAGGAUGACUGGAAGAAGGUUGCGAUCAUCAACAUCAUAGUCCUUGUCUUCCUUAUCAUUGUCUACUCGAUCGGCUGCUGUGCCUUCAGGAACAACAGGCGGGACAAUGCUUAUGGCGGAUGGAAAGGAUACCCAUAG
Phoenix dactylifera (date palm) is the source of this 312-nucleotide messenger RNA. Lineage: Eukaryota; Viridiplantae; Streptophyta; Magnoliopsida; Arecales; Arecaceae. The record is from RefSeq and is a predicted model, not a curated record.